Fusarium tjaetaba is the source of this 6072-nucleotide messenger RNA. RefSeq names its product ankyrin. The coding region runs from base 1 to 6072 and encodes 2023 amino acids. The record is from RefSeq and is a predicted model, not a curated record. Gene Ontology annotation, cellular component: cytoplasm; nucleus. Lineage: Eukaryota; Fungi; Ascomycota; Sordariomycetes; Hypocreales; Nectriaceae. The transcript is spliced from 3 exons. Gene Ontology annotation, molecular function: protein binding.
AUGUUGCUGGACGAACUUGAUCUGCCGCUAGACGAUGUCGUCGUCGUCGAUCGGUUGGCUAUUGCUGACUACGACUACAACGAAUCCAACAUCCUGCCUCAAGAUGAGGCCACUUUGAGGAGAUUACAAGAUUGGCUCAGACCUACCAAGCAUAAAGAAGAUGGUAGCGAACUGAAGAAGCAUAGCAGCUCCCAUCUGGAGGGUACUAGCCAGUGGCUCCUUGACUCGCCCAUCUUUCAACAAUGGCAUGAUAGUCGCAAUGAUGGGAUUCUGUGGAUUCGCGGUGUUCCCGGCACUGGCAAAUCCGUCCUUGCCUCGAGACUCAUCCAUCACCUAUCAUCCGAAGAUUUCCCAGUUCUGUACUUCUUCUUUCGUCAUACCAUCCAAUCCAACCAUCGCCCCGAAUCUGCACUCCGCGACUGGCUUGCUCAAGCCUUGCCCUUCAGCCCUCCUCUUCAACUGACAAUUAAGAAUCUGAUCUAUCGGCCCAUCUGCCUCGACUUUGUAGACGAUCUGUCUUUGGUUGAGCGGUGGCAUCUCGUUCGGCUUGCCCUGAGAGACAUGCCCAGGGCCUACUGCGUUAUCGAUGCCCUCGAUGAGAUGGAUAACAAUGCCUUGGAAAGUUUCUUACAAUUGGUUGAUCAACUGGGCAAUAUGCAGCCUGAUAGAAUCAAACUUAUCAUUACGAGCCGGCCUAUCGCGACGGUUGAGAAGAUGGUGCGAAACUUGAAGCUUUUGGACAUUCGUCUAGAUAAGAAAGCUAUCAAUCCUGGCAUCUCUACCUAUAUCGAACACCGACUCGCUGCCUCCAAACUGUCGCCUGAGACCAGGGUUGCAGCCAAGGAUACAGUUUUCAAGAAAGCCGAUGGGUUGUUUCUGUAUGCCAAGCUGACCAUGGACAAGAUAUCUGGACUGCAGAACGGACCCGAAGCGGUAAUACUAGAGAGUGUUGAAAGAAUGCCCGUCAAUCUGUCAGCCAUGUAUAGAAACCUCCUGGGGGAGCAUAUGGACCGUGCCAGACUCCCAGAAGGAUUGCAAAUUCUUGUCCUGAAGCUUGUUACCCAUGCCACUCGACCCUUGCGUCUUCUUGAGAUAUCCGAAUGUAUCAGAGUAACCCAGCCCCAAUAUGGUCAAGACACUGGCACUGUCAAGAACCACGUUCGAACUUGUUGUGGGCCAUUACUUGAAGUCCUUCCUGACGAAACUGUCCGCGUUGUUCAUCAUUCCCUUACUGAGUAUCUGCUGGGACUUGACCGAUCUCCGGACGAUCAUGAGAUUCCUGUGUUUGAGCCUGGCCCGACACACAAUCUUCUCGCAAACAUCUGCCUAUCAUAUCUUCAAUCGAGCCAUCUGGACAAGAUUAGGUUUCACUACUUUGGUUCCGUCAUUAAAAUCGUCACCUUAACAAACCAACAACUGCCGCCUUUUAUGAACUACGCGAUGAGAAACUGGAAUAUUCACGUUAAAGAAGCUGCUAGGCGAGGUUUCAUACAGGAGGAAACAAACGACAGGAUCUUUUCAACGCUCAUGAUUCCGGAACAUGUUAAGAUACUGACCACCUUGGCGGAGAAGCCACCUGUGGGGAACGAAUUCCGAGGGCGCCUUGAUCCGCAAGCGCCCCUUGAGACUGGAGUCUUGAUUCUCUCCAUCAAACUGGGGUUGACCAGUUUUAUUGGCAGUCUACUUGAGCGUUAUGAUGGAAGAGCACUCGAGUUUCACGGGUUUUCACAGAUAUACCCUCCAUUGCACCAGGCUGUGGAUGACGGAAAUCUAGACAUUGUCCGUUUGCUCAUCGAGCAUGGCGCUGAACUGGACGAACACGACUAUAAGGGAUUCACACCACUUCACAGGGCGUUAGAUGGCGGCCCAAGAACAAAAGGUGAAAUGCGUACCGUUAUCAUCGAUAGCCUACUCAAAGCUGGCGCCGAUCCAUGGAAGAUGCAGGAUGAAAGCCUGGCAGACAUCAACGACCAUGCUAAGUCUCCAACGCCUUUGUUCCAAGCAUGCAAGCAGGUCGACCCCAUGAUGGUUUCUAUCCUAUUGAAAGCCGGAGCAGAUCCAAACACCAGCCAAUUGUUCCCAAAAAUGAGUACGUACCCGAAACUUGGUUGUUCCCGCGAUGAAAUGGAAAUGGCGGGACCCAACGCUCUACAUGCUUUGGCAGCACCUCACUCUCCAUCCAAAGAUCCAUUCAACGUCUAUAAGCGAUCUUCGGCCUUUCCCAACAAAUAUCCACCUGAUGAUGAAGCUGUCCGAGAGUGCUUCCGGUUAAUUAUCGACGCAGGUGCCGAUGUCAACCACGCCGAUAACCGAGGGAAUACGCCACUUCAUCUAGCAGAAAUCCCUCUAAUGGCACAACUCCUUCUUGAAGCGGGAGCGGAUAUCACUGCGAUCAACUGGUGUAACAACACGCCGCUUCAUACCGCCCAAAAUCUUGAUGUCAUGAAGAUGAUACUUAACAAGGUUGAUAUCGGAAUUAGGGACCGAGAGAGCAAGACAAUGUUUUUCCGAUUGCUAGAAGGGUCAGGCACCAGACGAGACAAGGGAUUCAGAUCAUUUCAAGGUGCUCUGCCGCUGCUUGACCUUGGGGUUGAUGCUCGAGCCGUCGACAAUGAGGGCAGCACUGCGUUGCACUAUUUGGCCUCCACAGAAGAAGGGAUUGCUAGUCCUGAAGGGUUACAACUUCUUCACAGAUUAAUGCAGGACGGAGUCAAUCCAAACUUGCAUAAUGCAAAUGGUGAGGCUGCCAUUCACAAGCUGGCUCUACACUGUCGACGUUCUGGAACUGUGUCGCCUCCGUGUUUGAGGACAUUUAUCGAGCUGACGAAAGCUGCUAUCAACGCCGUGGAUAGCAAGGGCCAAACACUUCUCUUCAGCAGCAUUGAUAGGGUUCAUUCCAACCUGGAAGACUUAGUGAAGGACUACGGAAAAGAGGGGAGAUUUGCGCUGGAUGACACGACGAAAAACGCAGUGACUAAGAGCGGGAGCUUCAUUUCAGUCAUGGCCGAUCUGGGAGCCCGAUUCGAUGUGACAGACAAGCAAGGGCGGACAUUGCUUCACGCUGCAGUUCGAAAGUGUCAAAACGACAGGGAAUAUAAUGUACUACGCCGUCUCAUUGACCGUUUUAUUGAGCUUGGAGCUGAUCCCCUCCGAGCUGAUCUGGAGGGAAACACAGUAUGGCAUGAGGCAAUGCCGAAAUAUGCAGGAGAGGAGUCCCAAGGGUCAUCCUCGCUGGAGACUCUGCAAAGCAUCACAGCUUUGGGUAUCGAUCCUACAAAGGCCAACAAUCAGGGAAUCACGCCGUUUCAUCUCCUCUGCGAAUACGAUCAGCCAGCUACCAAGACCGCCUUGUUUGAAUACCUUUUGCAGCAGCAUGGAGGAGAUGUCAACAUGAGAGACAACAAUGGAGUUACUGCACUUCAUAUCGUAUCGACCUACUCCACAGACUUCACAAGGAGCCUUCUGGAGCUCGGUGCUGAUGCAACACUAGUUACAGAGGAGGGAAUGAAUGUCUUUCAUCUUACAUCCCGAUGUCGGCAGAGCAACACCAUUGGCCUUUUUUUUGGAUUGGUUCAGGGAACGAACCACCAAGAAAGAGCUGCAGAAUCCGUCGAGCUUCUCAUCAAUGCUGGUGCAGUUGUAGAAAUGGAGACAUAUGAAGGCUCUGCAUUGAAUGGCUGUGUUCAGACUGAAGAGGAGAUGAAAAAUUGGCAGAGCUCUCCGUCACAGACUGAUCCUCCUGAGUCGGGUGGUGUCCUUGUAGAUGAUACAAGGCGGCCCAGGAAUGCACGAAUUGAAGGACGGCUUCAAGAAACCUUAGAUCUCCUCAUCGCCAACGCCGCUACACCAAAUUGGCAUCUCAUUGAUAUAGCCAUCGCUGCAGGUGCUGAAAUGGCCGCAACUGAGAAUCUGAAUCCGGGUGAUAAGCGCUACCACGUGUGUCGCCCAGACCAUGAUUACACUGUCGAGUGUCUCGUACAAGCGCGAAGGGCUUUGAAGGUUGAAGACGACUUACCACGCGCGUUAGAGGUACAACAAUGCUUACAACGACGAGAAGAUAUUGUGAAGGAUUUCUCUGUCAAGAAGGAAUGCACAUGUGGCGAGUGCUAUAAGCUUCCGCGGCUUGUACAGAGACUCAAGGAACAGAAGUGUUAUGAAGCUAUUCCCGACUACGUCAACAAGCUAUCCCCCAAACCCGAGGACUUGCACUAUGUUCUCGUCACUCUCGCAAACGAAGGCAUGGCAAGGAUUCUCGAUACCUUGCUUACACCAGAAACAAUUCUGAGCUCUGGGAUGAGAAAGGAUGAGAGCCUUUCUUCCCUGAUGCGUGCUGCCUGUGAAUCUACAGAGCCUAAUAUGCCAGUAAUCAGGCUUUCAGUAUCGAAGGGGGUUGGCCUGGGUGAAACGAAGUCACCAGAGUGCAACUUUCUUCAUGUUCUAUCCCAAGGGAGGAGGGAAAGGUUCUCCCGAAGGGGGCAACGUCCCUGGUGGCAUGUUCCUUGGUGGCAUACAGGCCAAGCGCUUCCGUACCUGAUCAAGCAAGGCGUGUACCUUGAAACCAGAGACAGAGAAGGGCUCUCACCCUUGAAUGCCAGCUUAGACGACAUUGAAAAGUCCGCGUGGAGGCCUACGGCUACGGAGAUGCUUCUACAGGCUGGUGCAGAUCCCAAUAGCGUGGCCUACAAAGGGAAGUCCUGUCUUGCACGUGCUGUUGGUAACAAAACAGUCUUCAAACUGCUGGUCGGCCAUGGGGCUAUCAUCGACCCCUCCCUGCUGACUUCCGCCAUUCUCGCCAAGGAUGUUGGUAUGGUAGAGAUGAUACUAUCUUCUGGUGCAGAUCCAAAUGUCCGCAGACCACCAAGCCCCCCUUCCCCAGAUAAAAAGAGGCGGAGAAAGGACGAGAAGUACACUUCUGUCUCUUUUGACGAGAUGUACCCUCUUGAUAUGGUGAUUUACAUGAUCGAUAGCCGUACUGCGAGCGCGGUCGAUUGUGAGGUUUACCUUCGUAUGGUUGAGAUGCUGCUCGAGUUUGGCGCUGAUCCAAAUGCUCGCUUCCAUCAAAAAACAGUGGCGCAUAAGGCACUGAGAAAGGAUGUCAGGUACGGCGACUCUAUGCCUUGGGAAAUGUUUCUCAAUCGCAGGGCUACUGAAAGCGUCCGAAGGAAAUAUUUAGACCUCAUUCUCCAGCAUCCGACACUGGACAUCAACUUGAAGGAUGCUGCGGGUGUUCCAUUGCUUCAUGUUGCUUUCGAGGACGCCGAUGAAGCGUCAACUCGAAUACUGAUCGAUAGAGGCGCCGACCUCUACGCAAGGGAUAAUUUGGAUAGGACGAUCCUGCACAUAGGACCUUCCCUUCUGUCCGAGAAGAGUUUAUUCGACGAAGUCAUGACUCUUGCGCCAGAGCUUUUGAAUCAGGUCAACAAAGUCGGCAGAACACCACUACAUUAUGCACUGGAUGAUAGAGACCGGUUUGGAUAUCUGGGCAGAAUAGAAAGGGUCGAAGCGUUUGCCCAAAUGCUUAUAGCUGCAGGAGCUAGUGUCCGUGCAAAGGAUGAAAAUGGGGAUACACCACUUCACCUUCUUCUCCAGAGGAAAUGGUACCUACUCGUGCAUGAAGAUGGCAGUGAGGUUUGGGAAGGGCCCGUGUACCCAACAAUGGAGUUGCUUCUCUCGAAAGGUGCAGACAUCAAUGCACGAAACGAAAUGGGCGAGACACCUAUUUUCGCGUUCUUCCGCGAGGGUGAUUUCCACGUCAACAUGACCAGAGUCUAUCCCGACAAGUGCUUCGGGCAUUGUUCAUGUAUCCACCAUUCGAAUGUUGAGAGACAAGCCAUGGAAGAAAAAAGACCAGUGCUAUGGGCGUUGCUUGAGAAGGUUGGUGUGGACUGGACGGCUGUUAAUGUGAGGGGGCAGUCCCUGCUCCAUGUUGUGGCGAAUCGAGGAGGCUGUGGAAGUUGUUUCACGAGAUUGGAAAGGUUUAAGCUUUUGGAUGGGCAAGGGGCUGGAUCUGUUGGUGGAGGAUCGAGAGCAUCGGACAGCGUUGGAUAUUGCUGCUGCGAAUGGGGCUUCUGA